AUGUCUUUGGCUGAUGAAUUACUAGCCGAUUUGGAGGAAAAUGACUACGACGAUUUGGAGAAGCCCAUGGACAUGGAGAACAACAUCGAAGUAAAGGAGGAAAAAGAGGAUAUAGACUUUUUGCCGGAAUUCGAUACGACCCAAAUUAAUUCGGUACGCGAAAUUUGCAAACUUAGAGAUUCAGAAAAAUUACAAAACAUUAUAAACCAAAUAGAAAUGUUCGGAAACAAAAUACGAAAGUCGAUAGAAAUUAUAGGACCGGUGGAAUCGGACCCCGAGUACCAGUUAAUCGUCGAAGCGAACAAUUUAGCACAGGACAUCGAUAACGAAAUCAUAACUGUGCACAAAUUCGUGCGAGACAAGUACCAAAAGAGAUUUCCCGAACUCGAUUCUUUAGUCGUAAGCCCGUUGGAAUAUUUACGCACCGUAAAAGAAUUAGGCAACGAUCUAGACCAGGCCAAAAACAAUGAAAUACUUCAACAGUUCCUAACUCAAGCUACUAUAAUGGUCGUAUCCGUAACUGCAUCGACUACGCAAGGUUCUCUGCUAUCCAAAGGCGAGAAAGAACAAAUAGACGAAGCCUGCGACAUGGCAAUGGAGCUCAACAACUUCAAAUUGAGAAUCUACGAAUACGUUGAAAGCAGAAUGUCUUUUAUCGCCCCCAACAUCUCGGUAAUAUUAGGCUCGUCUAUCGCGGCAAAGCUGAUGGGUGUAGCUGGGGGGUUAACGAGACUAUCGAAGAUCCCCGCUUGCAACGUCCUGCUCUUGGGCCAACAAAAGAAAUCCCUAUCGGGUUUCUCGCAAACCACCAUGUUGCCCCACACCGGGUUCAUCUACUACUCGGAAAUCGUGCAAAACACACCGCCCGAUAUGAGAAGAAAGGCUGCCCGACUGGUCGCCACGAAAUGCACUUUAGCCGCAAGAGUGGACGCCUGCCACGAGAGCUCGGACGGCCGCAUUGGCACCCAAUUAAGAGACGAAAUCGAACGGAAACUGGACAAACUCCAGGAACCGCCUCCCGUGAAAUUCGUCAAGCCCUUGCCGAAGCCCAUCGAUCAGUCCAAAAAGAAGCGCGGCGGGAAGAGGGUGCGAAAAAUGAAGGAGCGAUACGCCAUUACGGAAUUCAGGAAGCACGCCAACAGGAUGAAUUUCGCCGAUAUCGAAGACGAUGCUUACCAAGAGGAUUUGGGAUAUACCAGGGGUACGAUCGGUAAAGCGGGCACGGGGAGAAUUCGUCUGCCUCAAGUCGACGAAAAAACCAAAGUUAGGAUAUCCAAAACGCUGCAGAAGAAUCUGCAGAAACAGCAAAUAUGGGGAGGAAGUACCACUGUGAAGAAACAAAUAUCCGGUACGGCGUCGAGUGUGGCCUUUACGCCUUUGCAAGGAUUGGAAAUUGUCAAUCCGCAAGCCGCUGAAGUUAAAGUUAACGAAGCAAACGCUAAAUAUUUCUCAAAUACGUCGGGAUUUUUGAAAUUGGACAAAAAAUGA
This is a messenger RNA of Phyllotreta striolata, 1488 nucleotides long. Lineage: Eukaryota; Metazoa; Arthropoda; Insecta; Coleoptera; Chrysomelidae. The record is from the annotation of a GenBank genome assembly.